CACAGUAUGCUUGAGAGCAAGGCUCACCAGACCAGCCACUACACGUGUCUCCUGACCCCACAAGAUAUUUAUAUAUUUACUUCCUUAUUAUGUGUCUAUUCCAUUGAUUUUUGGAUAUGAAAUCAAUCAGAUACUCAUAUUUUUAUAAUUAAAAUAAGUACCUGAGGUUAAAUUCCUUGUUUAUGAUAUAGACAAGAAUAAUGAAGGAGAAACCUCAGCGUCAGGCUCACAAAACCACCAACACCUUCACCUUCCGGGGGUUUGGCGAAAAAGUACGAGCUCUUCGUGUCAGCGCCCGGAAAUUCCUUCUCCAGCGUCCUCAGACUGAAGAUGGGGAGAACGUCUCCAUAUUCUACCAGACACUUAUCAAGUGCAGAGAACUUAACCUUACUGAAGCUUUUCAGGCAUUUCAGAAUGAUUUGGGCGGGGACAUUCAGACAACAGUCCAGUUGAUCCAUCAGGAAGAACAUGUGGCUCAAUGUCUGGCUGAACACUUAGCCAUACCAAGGUCUAUGGCCUUGCAGUCACUUCUAAACCUCUUGGUAGCCUUUGCCAAUGAUAUCCCCCAGGAGUUCUACCAGCGUCAUUUUUACAACUUUUUGCCGAAACUGGUGGCACAUCUCUCAACUAAAGAUCCUGAACAAAUAGAAGGUGUAUUUCUCUGUGCUGUUUCCUUAUUUGUAGUUUUACAAAAGUAUCUACGAGAUGAUCUAUACGAGUUAUAUCACGUUCAUCAGUAUGCAGCUUUGCUCUCGAGUAAACGACCGUGGUAUAUUAAUGAGCUUGCUGCCCAGAGCCUUAGUUUUUUGGUACGGAAGCUUCCUAACAAGAAGAGCUUUUUGGGUAUGGCCUUUAGAAAGUUAAAGAAGGAUGGAAGUCAGGUGCAGGGCUUAGGGAGGGUUAUAGCAACAAUGAUAAAGUCUGAUGUAACCCAACGCUUACACAGUGCAACUCCUCAGUUAUUAACUCUGAUACUGGAUCUCUUGGGAGAUGAAGAGAUACCGGCAGGUCCGGCGCUGCAAACAAUUUCAUAUGCUGUGACAAACAUUGCCAGUCACGUCACUACUCAACACACAGACAAGAGUACCAAAUGGCAGGUCUUGUGGCAGGAGGAUGCUACUAUGGUGUGGCCAAUUUUGUGGAAUACUAUAGACGCACUGGUACCCCGUACAGGUUCGUCUGAUGCUUCCUGCCAUCACCUUCAUUCUAUCUUGCAAGUGGUGCAGAUUUUAGUGACUUAUAAACAAGGCUCGUUACUUGUAAAUCUACCCGAUUCCAUAAGGCAUUGCACGGCUCUUACCCAGACUCCUCUUCCAGAUGAUGUUGGUAGUACUGUUUUUAACAUUGUUGCCAAUCUGCUGACCACCCCACAUCAUCAAAUUAGCACCACAACUCUUCAUAAGGCAGCAUCAAUGCUCCUCACUUCACAUCAUUCUCACUUUGUUAAAUUCAACUUUAUAAAGCAACUGUUGGAAAAUGCAAGGUUUGACACUGAGCUGCUGCCACUGCUUCUGCAGUACCUAAACAAUUUAGUGAGGACUACUGAAGGGGAAGAAAUUGAGAGAGAUGUGUUAUCUAUGAUGGGAACUCUUGUGCUGCGUAAGCGACCACCAUGUAGCACAGGAGCAGAACUGAGCAUGUGGACAAAAUACCCAUUGGACUUCACACAGAAUCUUCCGGCUGUUGAGAGUAAUAUUGAGAAAAGUGUCCCAUCGUUAAUUGAAAAAAAGAUAAGUGGAGGACUAAAGGAAGAUCUCUCUAAUAUGGAAGAGUUGCUGCUCUGCUUGUUGUGUUUACCUCACGUGUCCCCUCUGGACUACCAAGAUAUGACCCCAUACCUUACCUGGAUCCUAAGUGAUGCUGUUGAAACACUCAAUGAUAAAACAGAAAAAGUCAUUGCUGAUGAUAUAACUGUAAUCUCCAAGAAGAAAGGAAAACCAAAGUUUGAGGUGCUAGAUUUCACUCGUGACUUAAAUAUCAAGUAUGAUAUCCCUUUGAGUGCAAGGAAAAUAUUGUUUUUAUUGGGGGUUUUGGUCGAGGUGAUGUCACAUAUUUUGACUGGUGAGGACUUCCUUGCUGGCUUAAGUCAACUUCAAAUAUUAGGAGUUUUAAAACAGAAAAAGCAGUACAGAGAAGAUGUACAUAUCCUGAGAGCAUUGGACUUUCAUUUUACUGUAGCUUCAUUCGAAGAAGAUUUUGAUAUCAUGACUGAAUCAUUUUUCAAGGAUAUUUAUGGUGUACUUGCACCAGCUUUGGCCUCUGCCAAUCCUCAAGUUCGUUUACUGGUGACCCAUAUAUUCUCACUAUUCCCAGUAACCUUACCAACACCACCAGAGAAUUUGGGUGUUGUUGAGAAUAUGUUCCAGAUUAUGUUGAAGGCAGAAUCAGUAGCAGUGACUCCCUGGGAAUACAAGGACCGUUUGCGAUUUUUGUCGAUGAUAGAUGCAGACCACAUAAUGUAUCACCGGCCAGUGUCUGGAACAUACGAUUUAGCUCCUCUUCUCUUCUACCUCGGACAGUUGUAUAUAAAUUAUAAAGAUGUUUGGCCUCCAAUCAUACAGGCAAUUUCUAGCUAUGCCCAAGUUCUGCCAGAAGAAUUAUUUUGGUCAUUGUGGUUUUCAAGGCUCAAGAUUGUCUCUCACAUCACUUGUGAAGUACUACAUGGGAAGACAGUAGACCCUCAAGAAGAUCUAGAUUUUGAAAACGAGAUCCUUCUUGAUGUUGUCCAUCACCUAGCGAGGCACCAAGGCUUUACCAGGGUGCCAUUAAAGCCAGAUCAUCUUAAUUACAGAGAUUUAUUGUGGAAAGCGAUGAAAAGAUUCCCUGAUGUGUGUGAAGCAAGAAAUAGAGACCUUGUACCAAUGUUCCUUAAAUUUCUUGAAGAUGAACUUUUUCCAGCAGACUUUACAGUUGCUCCCAUACAAGACAUCAGUGUCAGAGAUGGUACAGACACCUCAGUGUCUGCAGAUACAAAUCUUGACCAGAGUUUAGAGAAGAAGCCAGAUAAUAAUAAUAAAAGUCCUAAGACAAAAUCUGCUUUGCAAGAAAACAAAAAUGACCAGACACAUCACAGAAAGGCACCCAUUAAGUCACUAUGUGAACAGCUUGCCGUUUUUUCACGGUUUCGUAACCCAAGGAUGUUGGUUCAAACAAAGAAAUUAGAAAAGAUGUACCAGGAAUUUCUAAGCCAUCCAUCACCUGGUCUUCAGAAACUAGCCCUUGAUUGUAUAAUGACAUAUAACCACCGUUAUCUCAUACCAUAUAAAGAAAGUUUGUACAAUAUUUUGGAUGAUCAAGCAUUCAAAAAUGCUUUAACACUCUUCAGUAUAGAUGGAUCAGAACAAUCUGUGUUGGAAGAACACCGUAGUGACUUAAUGCCAGUCCUCAUGAGGAUCCUCUAUGGUAAAAUGCACUUCAAGACAGGCUCCAACAGUUCUGGCAAGGCAAAGAUUUCAGUAAGAAAAGCUAUUGUACUAAGAUUUUUGGCUGGUGCCAGAGAAUCAGAAUUAAGUUCCUUCCUUGAACUUGCUUUUGAUGUGCUAAUGAGUCACCUGGAAGGUACUGCCCUGGAUGUGGUGGUUCGAAGCCGUGAGAUUCUUAACAUACAAAAAGUUGUACCUCUUAGUAGACUACAGGGAGCACUCACCACUCUAGAAAAUAUUAUUGAAAAGAUUGGAAAUCUACUAACAGGCAAAGUUCCUUUCUUAUUAAAGAUUAUUCUUUAUAUAGUCAAUGUGGUUUCUUUGCUGCUUGAACGGCGAACAGAAAUAUAUGAACGCAAUAUAUCUUUUCUCAAGCAUUUGAGACAGCAAGCACAGUGGAGACUCUCAGCAUUCUUCCAGCGGUUUGAAGACUACUGCUGGUCGUCAGAAGAGAUUGAUGCUGUCUUCCAAGCAAUUGUGUGGCCAAACCUGAAACGUCUCCCAGAUGAAGGUAUCUCCACCCCUACACCUUUGUUAGUUCUCUUCCAGUGCUGGGCAGAGAACCCAAGGUAUUUUCCUUUGCUUGCUAAAUAUCAUGAAAAAGACGCUUCACUUACUCCAUUGCCAUACAUUGUAAAGCUGCUAAAACAUGAUAAAUGUAGUGACUCAGUUGCUGCUGUUAUUUUGAACAUUGUAGAAAAGUUGCUCACUCUGGAAGAUUACAACAGUGCCUCUGUCAAAGAUGGAGAAAAGGUUGCAGAGCCUCUUCCACUGAUUUCUCACACUGUUCAAGUUGAGAGACUUUAUUCUCGUGAUGGUAAAAUUCAACAAAAUUAUGGGACUGCACUCCUUGUGCCUCACUUGGAUGGCCUUUUGCAAAGUAUGAAGAGCUUGGUUACCAAAUUGGGUAAAGGGCAGUAUGUAACCCAGCGUGACCUUAAUAUUCUAACAAAUUUGACAGAAUGGGUCACAAACAAGAGUGUUAGUGAUGAUCUCUUGAGUCUUAUUAUACCACUCAUUGUUAAGAAACAUAUUAAGAAAGAAGAUAAGAUAUCUCAGUUACUUGUAACCUGUUCAUACCUUUUACCUGUUGUAGACAAUGGUGUGCAGUAUUUAAGGCAACUAAUUUCUCUGUUUGGUUGCCUGGAGAGUCGUCAAGCACGAGGUGCCCUCUGUCAAGCUGUUAGUGCCAUAGCUUCAGUAAAUCAACAUUUCAAAUAUCUGGCAGAUACAGCAGCUGAUCUGAAUGCAUGGAACCCAAAGAUGGUUGAGGAAUAUGAUUUUGAGCGACGAUUAGGAGCAUACCAGCGAUUGAAUGAAUACUGCAAAAAUCAGCAGUCUCUUGAAAUGGAAUUUUGUCAGCUUCUUUUGUACAAUAAUGCAUUUGUCAUUUGUCAAGUAGAUGAUUCAUCCUUGAAAGACUUGUCAAGUGUUUGCUUAACACAGAUGAUUGACAUGUUUGCUCGACUGCAGCCAAAUCAACCUAAUGAGUUCAAGCAACUUAUGGUUGACAGAUUCCUUCCAUUGAUAAGACUUGGCCUUCAGAGUGAGAAGGAGGGUGUGAGGAUGGAAAUAAUAUCUGUUCUUCGCUAUGCAGUCCACACCUGCCAUGCACAUGUCGAUAGACUAAAGGAUCUUCAUAAAUUAGCAGAUGAAAUAGAAGAAGAUUUAGAUUUCUUCAGUAAUAUGGGACAUAUUCAGAGGCAUAGGAGAGCCAGAGCCAUGGCAAAGUUAGCAGAGAAGUUGAACAGUGGAGAACUUGUCUUUAUGACAGAAACUCUCACAGAUUACCUUAUGCCAAUGUCAGUUGUUUAUCUUUUUAAGGAAACUUAUGCCUCGGAUGAUUUUCUAAUAACAAGUUCAGUAAGUUGCAUUGGAGCAUUUGCAAAGCUCCUGCCUUGGUAUCCUUACCAAAAAAUGCUACGGAAUUACUUGAGCAUGUUGUUUAAAGAAGACAUUAAGUAUCUUAAACUUGGAGUGAGGGUUAUAGAUGCUGUGCUUGAUAGUUUUCAUGAAGAUGUUGAAGAACUUGAUAUUGCCUUGAGAAAGAAACCAUUUGAAAAAAAUCUUGCUUUGCAAAGUGUGAAGAAAUAUAACAAGCAAGUUGCUCCAAAAGUAACAGAGAAAAAUCCUGAAGAUGUAGAAGUGAAGGAAGAGGAGGAGUCCGGGUCGGGCACAGGGGACAUCAUCAGUAAACCACAGAAGAUUUAUCGUGCACUGGUCAACACUAUUAUCCCACAGAUUCAGAGGACUCUAGCAGCCAAAACCAAAGCUGACACCGAGCACAAGUUGAACAAGAGUAAAUACCCUGAGGAUAAUGACAUUAAACGUAUCCCUCUUGCAUUUGCACUAAUAAAACUUCUUAAAAAACUUCCUAAAAAGGUGCUUGAUGCAAAUGUUAACAGUGUGCUUAUGAAAAUGAUUACCUUCUUGAAAUGUAAGUCGUCGAGUAUACGUGAAGAAGCUCGUAACAUGCUUGUAAAAAUUAUGAUUGAAUUGGGUGGUGUUUACCUACCUUGGCUGGUGAAUGAUUUGCAGUGUAUUCUUACCAGGGGUUUCCAGGCACAUGUGUUAGUUUACACGCUGCACGCAGUUCUCUCCCAGUUACGUCCGGUUCUGACUGCGGAACACGUGGACCGAUGCAUGGCACAGAUGAUAGACAUUUGUAAGGAAGAUAUUCUUGGUGUGCAAGCUGAGGAGAAGGAAGUGAACCAGAUUACUAGCAAGGUAAAGGAAGCAAGAAGUGACAGAGGCUAUGACAUAUUGUGUUUCACUGCAGAGUUUAUAUCAGCAGAAAGUCUCAGAGAUAUAAUUUUACCAUUAAAGGAUGUUUUGGCUAAUACACAAGACAAGAAAAUAGUUAAUAAGAUGAUUCGAUGUUUAACUGAGAUUGCCAAUGGACUUGAACGGAAUGAAAAUAUAACCAUAACUCAGAAAUCUUUAUUUAUAUAUGGAAUCCUAAAUGAAAGAUUACCUGAAAUAACAGUUGAUAAGGCGGGAGCAAAAGUAACUAAGAAGAAAGGCAUUGAAAGACCAGAUUCAUUCCUCCUUCAGCCAGAGCCAAAGAGAGCAAGGCUUAACCCAAAGACUUCACUGAGGGCAACUGCUCAUGUUUUGAUUGAAUUUACUCUGCAGUUCUUGUGUAACCUGAUGAAAAGAGAAAAAUUUGUUCCAAAAGAGCUUGAGCACCAGAAGUUACUGGACCCUUACAUUUCUGUGAUGGCAGGUUGUAUCAACUCUGAAUACCCUGAGGUGAGUCUACAAGCUCUGAAGUGUGUCAACUGGCUCAUUAAGUUCCCUCUUCCCUCACUUAAGAAGCAAUUAAAGAGCAUAUGUAACCAGAUGUUUGUGAUCUUGGACAAAUUUUCUUCCCCAGAGCUUGCUAAGGGGAAAAUCUAUGACCUUGUUCAGUUGUCUUUUAAGACUUUAGCAAUAAUUAUCAAGACUGUUGAGUUUUACAUGUUGAGUGAAGAAGAGGUGCGUGUGUUGUUGCAGUAUGUUGAGGGGAAUCUUGAAGACAAUAGUCAACAACAAACUGCUUUUGUUGUUCUCCAAGCCAUAAUUGCAAGGAAGAUAGAUGCUUAUGAACUGCAUUCCUUGAUGAAGCACGUCCAGGUGAUGAGUAUAACCUGUGGCCGGCAGUAUGCCCUGAAUCAAGCGCGCAUUACCUACUACACGUACCUGCUCACUUACCCAAUGAAACCCAAACAUGUCACUGCCAACAUUCUACAUUUUCUUGGCAACGUGUCAUACACACACGAAGAGGGCCGGCUUUCGGCUUCAACCAUGAUUAAUACUAUCGUUGCAAAUUUCCCAAUUAAACUCAUUAGCAAGGAUUUGGAAACAAAAAUGUGGUUCAAAUUAUCUGAACAGCUGUUGAAGGACGAAUCAAAAGAAAAUAUUACCCUUUUACAUAAAGCGUUGAAAACUCUGUUUCAGAGAUCAAGAAGGAAACAGAUGUUAACUGAGUUGUGUAUGAAGCUUUUGGAGGAAGAAGAUAGCAGUGUUACAUCAAAUUUGGUAGCCAUACAAAUGGCUGCCAAGUCUCUAAAUGCCUUCCUUGAUGUGCCUGUUAAACUGUUACCAAUCAGUCUUUUGUCAAGUGUUACCCCUCAGAUAAUCACUCUCAUUACUCCAUCCAGGUACUGUGCCCAGCUUAGCAUUGAGAGCCAACCAAAUGACUCUGAAAAUUUGGACAUGAAUAUUCAUCUUCGACAAAUGGACACAACUUUAUGUGCACUAUUGGAAGUGUUAACUAAGGUGGUGGGAGCCUUCAUAAGCAAUCCACAAUGGAGUAAUCUUGUUAGUGAGGAGAUGUGGGACAAUAUUCAAGGUCAUCUGCGCUACCCACACAUACAGGUGAGACUGAGUGCUGCCAGCCUGGUAGGUCGUCUGUUAGCUGCUCAUCCUGUUGAAGGGGAGACGUCACCCUCACUCGCCUCCUCGACUGCCCGAGCACGUUCACUUGUAUUAGACUUGUGUGAACUUCUUCGAACGCAAGCUUCAAUAGGCAUUCCUCUCCUGACUCAGCUGUCACUAACGGUAGUGAGGAACCUCAUAUAUCUGAUUCGUCACUCGUGCAAGGUCUCAUUAGUACUCAAAACCUCUAAAUUAAGUGAUGUUGAAGCUGAGAGUGAAAGUACAAAAGCUGAAAACAUUCUUCAAGGGGAAGAUGCUGUUGCACCUAGUGCAGUUUGGGUCAUUCGUCGUGUUGGUGAUAUGGCUUAUGAAGAGCUUCAGAAUAGUGGAAAGGAGUACACUUUAGUUAGAGAAGCAUUGUUAAAUCUCAUGGCUGGUUUAGUUGUUGCCAUUGGAGACAAAGUAAAAGCACCCACUCUACUCACCUAUAUGGUAAAACAUCUUGCUCGUGAGUUAUCCGACGAACACGUUCCCGAGUCUCUCAUUACACGAACUAGGGAGGUAGCUGUUCUUGUUAAGGAAUGCGUUGGUUUAGAGACGUAUACCCGUCACCUCACCGCGGCUCAAGUUGUCCUCUCCAAGAAGCGAUGGGAAAGACGUGCCCGUGACCACCAGCAGCAGGCUGUUAAUCCACAUCUAGCAAUGAAAAAGAAGAAAAAGAAGCAAGAAGCAUUAAAGGAAUCGAAAAAACGAAAAAUAGCCGAGAGAAAAGGAAAAGCCGUAAAAAAUAAGAAGAUGAAACUAAGAGAUCACGUUGUUGUGAAGGGUUAAUACUGUACAUAUCACAGUACUGUAUUUGUUCUAAAAAUGUUAAUCUGUAUUGCAGAAAGAUGCACUGUAUUUUGAAAUGCUAUAUAAUAAUGAAACUAUGAUUGUAUAAUAAUGAUACUAUGAUUGUAUAAUAAUGAUACCAGUUUUAAGUA
This is a messenger RNA of Homarus americanus (American lobster), 8764 nucleotides long. RefSeq names its product small subunit processome component 20 homolog. The coding region runs from base 201 to 8612 and encodes 2803 amino acids. The transcript is spliced from 3 exons. Gene Ontology annotation, cellular component: 90S preribosome; nucleolus; small-subunit processome. NCBI's taxonomy places the organism in Eukaryota, Metazoa, Arthropoda, Malacostraca, Decapoda, Nephropidae. The record is from RefSeq and is a predicted model, not a curated record.